Paraphaeosphaeria sporulosa is the source of this 2169-nucleotide messenger RNA. RefSeq names its product MFS general substrate transporter. Gene Ontology annotation, molecular function: transmembrane transporter activity. The record is from RefSeq and is a predicted model, not a curated record. Gene Ontology annotation, biological process: transmembrane transport. The coding region runs from base 287 to 1963 and encodes 558 amino acids. Lineage: Eukaryota; Fungi; Ascomycota; Dothideomycetes; Pleosporales; Didymosphaeriaceae. The transcript is spliced from 3 exons.
GCGCUCUAUUUCGUGCAUAGGACCUCCGAUUAUCACCAUCCUACUAGCGAUGCCGCAUCGUGGGCUGCGUUAGUCUUCGGGCAUUCUCCGACGCGCGGCGCGCGGCCGCGGGGGAUGUACGAAGAGUCCGAAAAGUACUGGGGACCAGUGGGGCAAACUAGCCGAUCACCGCAAAACUUGCGACGAAGGACGACAUGCGUAUUCUCAGCUUAAUUCAGGACAUUGUUCCUGGUUGCUAUAAACAAAGAGCUCGCAGUUCCUUUGGCCUGGUGCCCGUCCUUCGGUUAUGAAAGAUCGACAGAAAGCUGCCGAAGCCGCUGUCUUCGACCAGACCGACUUACUCCCGAAGAAAGAGCUUUUGAUUGUAUUCAGCGCCUUAGCAGUAUCGCUAUUUAUCUGUUUCGUCGACCAGAAUGGAAUUGGUGUGGCGCUCCCUACGAUAGGCCGAGAACUGAAUGCUGAGGCCACGGUCAGUUGGGCCGGAACGAGUGCGUUGAUUGCGAACACCGUUUUUCAGGUAUUGUACGGUCGUAUGUCGGACCUGUUUGGGAGAAAAGCUGUAUUCAUGUCAGCUCUAGGACUCUUGACUAUCAGUGACUUGCUCUGCGGACUAUCACAAAAUGCAACAAUGCUUUAUGUUUUCCGAGGGCUGGCUGGUGUUGCAAAUGGCGGCAUCACGUCACUCGCCAUGAUGAUCGUUUCGGACAUCGUCACAUUGAAAGAGCGAGGAAAAUACCAGGGUAUUCUAGGCUCCUGCGUUGGGCUCGGAAACAUGGUCGGCCCAUUUGCCGCCGCAGCGUUCGUACAGCAUUCUACAUGGAGAGGUCUCUUCUGGGUGAUCAGUCCCCUUGCAGCAGUUUGUUGUGCUGUCUGCUACUUCACUCUCCCUGUGCCCAAAGUCGCGUCAAAACCAGACUACCGGGCUCUUUGCAAAAAGAUCGACUACUGGGGCAUUUUCGCGGGAUCUGCGGCGAUCAUCUUGAUACUCAUUCCGGUGUCAGGAGGUGGAAGCUACUUUCCUUGGGACUCCGCAAUGGUCAUUUCGAUGCUGGUCGUCGGCGGCUGUUGCAUGCUGGCCUUCCUCUUUAUUGAGUAUCGGGUUGCGUUACUUCCUAUGAUGCCAUUGUCCCUGUUCACAUCCGCACCGAUAUGCGUGAUGCUCUUACAAAACUUCCUAUUUGGCAUCGUGUAUUAUUCACAACUUUACUACCUCCCUUUAUUCUUCCAAAACGCACGUGAGAUGCCUCCGAUUCUCUCCGCCGCUCUGGUACUGCCAAUCCCUUGCGCGCAGAUGACAGCCUCUAUCCUCUCGGGCCAGUACAUAUCGCGCCGAGAACGUUAUGGAGAAGUCAUCUGGUCUGGCUUCUUUCUCUGGACCCUUGGGAUUGGCCUGACUUGCAUGUUCGACCUGAACACGUCUAUUGCAGCUAUUGUUGUCAUCCUUGUGCUGCAAGGUGUAGGCGUUGGUUUUGUCUUCCAACCUACACUUGUCGCUCUGCAAGCACACUGCACAAAGGCUCAACGCGCAGUCGUCAUCUCAAACCGCAACUUUCUACGCAGCCUCGGAGGUGCAGUAGGUCUCGCCAUAUCUGCCGCAGUACUGCAAAAUUCGCUCAAGAAAGCAUUGCCGUCGGACUUUGUAUCGCUUGCGCUCUCUACGUAUGCAACACCGAAUUUCAAGGCGCUUGGAGCGUCGCCUGCUCAGAAGCACGAGAUUUUACUAGCUUAUGCGCACGCAAGCCGAACAGUCUUCAUUAUGAACGUACCUUUCAUCGGACUCUGCCUGCUUGGAUGUCUGCUGAUCAAGGAUCGAGGGCUGCAGCGUCCAGAUGAAACACAGCAGCCCUUUAAAUCAGAUGAUCUUACUGAGGAUCGAGAGGCGAACGAAAGUCAAGAAGAGAAGGGCGUGGUCACGGGUGGGGCUAAAGAGGAAACGUCAAAUCCCGGCACAUCGACUAGAUGAGUAUCAAUGUCAGGUCGCCGAUUAGCAUUCUUGAUGCAUGUACAUGUACAUUCUCUGAUUACUGCAUGUCAGAGGGGUUUCAUAUGAUAAGCGCCGAUGGUGCUGUAGGACGUUGCUCAUUCCCCACGUUCAGGCAACCACGAGCCUUAAUCAUCUUGCCUCUAUCUAACUUAUACAUCGUAGUAGCUUCCUCCCUGUUAUCAUGC